AUGGAAGAUGACUCACCCUGCAACAGCAGCCAAGCUCAAUUCUCAAAUCAACAAAAAGCCAUACUGCUCUACAUAUAUGGAGGAGUUGGUGUAAUAUCUACCUUGUGCUGUGUCUUUGCUCUCAUUGUGGCGGUUCGCUACAGGUUUUAUCAGGACAUAGUCCAGAGGCUUGUAUUGUACCAGCUCAUAGCAGCACUGGCUGUCUCUCUUAUCUGCGCAUUUGACAUAAUCUUUGUCAACUAUCACAAGAAUCCAGAUGUCUAUCAACCAUUUUGUGCCAUGGCAGCCUAUUUUAACACAGUCUCCUUGUGGACAAAAAUUGGAUUCACGUUUUGGCUGUCCCUGCUGCUUUUCAUAUGCCUGGUGUACCUCAAGCAGCCAAAAGAUGUGAAGAAGCUAGAGCCCUUGUACAUUCUAACCUCCUUUGGCAUACCAAUGCUGUUCUCCUGGAUACCAUUUGCUAAUGACCUGUAUGGCAUAUCGGGUGCAUGGUGCUGGAUCAAGAAUUGGGAAGGUGAGUGUGCUAACAAGAAAAUUCUUUUAGGCACCAUCGAGCAGUACGCUCUUUUCUAUGCACCUGCUACUGUCUUCUUUCUAAUUGAUGCUAUACUCAUUACUGCAACUGUCAUUGUAUUGCUGAAGAGAAUCAGACGUAAUAAUGUCAGCGAGGAGCAACUACUGUUAGGAGAGAAUCGCAAGCAAAAGCAGCUCUUAAGAAUGAUUCUACCUUUAUCUGUAUAUCCUGUUGUAUCAAUCUUCCUGUAUAUCUUUCCAUUCUCAAACAGGGUAUACUCCAUUAUUGAUGAUAAGCCAAUAUUCCCUUUGUUCAUAUUGCACGGUGUGACAGAGCCUUUGUGGGGCUGCUGUGUUGGAAUUGUAGUUACUGUUCACAUAUGCAUAGCUAAAAGCAAAAGAUCAAGCUCUGGUGAUACAGGGAUGAGAUCUGUCACUGAUCAUUACACUCUACCCAAAGAUUCAAUGAGCUUUGAAUAA
Messenger RNA from Amphimedon queenslandica, 993 nucleotides. RefSeq lists its product as uncharacterized. The transcript has a single exon. Gene Ontology annotation, cellular component: plasma membrane. Bases 1 to 993 code for a protein of 330 amino acids. Gene Ontology annotation, molecular function: G protein-coupled receptor activity. Gene Ontology annotation, biological process: cell surface receptor signaling pathway; adenylate cyclase-activating G protein-coupled receptor signaling pathway. Lineage: Eukaryota; Metazoa; Porifera; Demospongiae; Haplosclerida; Niphatidae. The record is from RefSeq and is a predicted model, not a curated record.